Xylaria bambusicola is the source of this 1656-nucleotide messenger RNA. Its product is annotated as putative siroheme synthase Met8. The record is from RefSeq and is a predicted model, not a curated record. Gene Ontology annotation, molecular function: protoporphyrin ferrochelatase activity; precorrin-2 dehydrogenase activity. The transcript has 2 exons. The coding region runs from base 530 to 1339 and encodes 269 amino acids. Lineage: Eukaryota; Fungi; Ascomycota; Sordariomycetes; Xylariales; Xylariaceae. Gene Ontology annotation, biological process: siroheme biosynthetic process.
UACCUAGGUAGGUAGGUAGGUAGGCUUGGAGAGGGGAGAACGACGAAUUGAAAUGUCGAUUGUAUAGGCAGACAAAUGAGCUAGCUAGGCUAGGUAAUCUACCUAGGUUUCAGCUUCAGUACCGGUAUCCACGGGCUUCUCUACAAGGUCGCAAACCGGUGAAUGGCAACGAAGUGACGAGGCUGAACUUAGAAGGAUUGGGAUUCGUCAGACAUGGCCCUGUAGAGAACCAACAUGCGCAAUGUAGUGAGCGGUAAGGCACUUUACUUUACUGGUAUACUCCAGUCAUUACAGGGGGCCGGUAAGCGCCAGAUCCACUAAAUCCGCCCCAAGUCCAUUCCGCAUUAGCGACGUCAUUGGCGUAUAUUCUCCGGCACCCUCGCCAAAGCACUGGACAAUUUCUUGCCUGCCAUGGCAACGAAGCAUCGAUAUCGCGAUGCCACCACCAUGAGCCAAUUUGCAACUUGGCUCCUCUCCUUCCACAUCGUCACAUGUCGAGGGCCUCUGUUGCCAUGACCUGUCAGCCAACAUGACAAACACCGACAAGCACACCUUUCCCGACGUCCAGGGAGGAGGUAGUUUGAUCUUGGCCUGGCAAAUCAAGAACAAAACCGUCUUGGUCGUCGGCGGCGGCGAGGUCGCCGCCGGUAGAAUUCUCAAUGUGCUCAAUGCCGAUGCUAAUGUCAUCGUCGUGUGCCCGUCUUCCGGUCUCAACCCCGAAGUACGCCAUCGCAUCGACACCAACGACAACGUGACGCACAUAGAUCGCGUAUUCGAGCCUGCCGAUCUAGAGACUCUUCCUCCCACCAACGCCCCUCCCGACAUGGUUCUCGUUGCGGUCGACGACCCGGCUGCUUCGACACAGAUUUGGAAGCUCUGCAAGGAGCAUCGUAUCCCGGCCAACAUCGCCGACGUCCCCUCCGAGUGCGACUUCUACUUUGGCAGCGUCCAUCGCGAUGGGCCACUCCAGAUCAUGGUGAGCACCAACGGCAAAGGCCCGCGUCUAGCCGCGAGCAUUCGGAAGUGGAUCGGGAAUCAGCUGCCCUCCGGCGUCGGCAACGCCAUCGAGAGGAUCGGUGAGCUGCGUGUCAAGCUCCGCAAGAUGGUGCCUGACCCAGCCGAUGGGCCCAAGAGAAUGCGCUGGAUGACCAAGGUGAGCGACGCCUACAGCUGGGAUGACAUGUGUGCCCUCACCGACGAGGAUAUGGACAACCUCUUGAAGUUUUACCAAUCUGGAAGCGCCCCUGAAUUACACGUCCUGAAGGCCAUGCGUGGAGGCAAGGUUCCUGAAGACUUGGAUAUCUUUGACGGAUCGUUCGGCUUCAGUAUUGUUGCAUAGCUCAUAUGUAAAUUGGGGAGGCCUUUUUUCCAUACGAUUAAAGGCGUGGAUCUCUUACACCUCCUGUCUCCCUGGCAGAUAUCUUUCCAAGGCCUGUAGUUAUGUGCAGUUUAGUAUGAACCUGUCACGCUUAUGGACUCUGGUUUCGGUAUUUUUUUCUUGUAUCAAGGUUUUGGUUCACGAUUAUGCUCUACUAAGGCGAUUUCAAGCGGAUCACAUGUACAUUCAGAAAUUUAAAAAUUUUUGUAAAAAAAAUAUUCUCAGGCCAUCAUCUGCUGGCUCGUUAAUAAACUCAUAUUCACUUUUUUUUUUGUUCA